Echinops telfairi (small Madagascar hedgehog) is the source of this 1815-nucleotide messenger RNA. RefSeq names its product ectonucleoside triphosphate diphosphohydrolase 2 (gene ENTPD2). NCBI's taxonomy places the organism in Eukaryota, Metazoa, Chordata, Mammalia, Afrosoricida, Tenrecidae. The transcript is spliced from 9 exons. Gene Ontology annotation, biological process: nucleoside diphosphate catabolic process. The record is from RefSeq and is a predicted model, not a curated record. Gene Ontology annotation, cellular component: plasma membrane. The coding region runs from base 1 to 1488 and encodes 495 amino acids. Gene Ontology annotation, molecular function: GDP phosphatase activity; UDP phosphatase activity.
AUGGCCCAGAAGGUGCUGUCCCUGUUGCCGCUGCUGCUGCUGGCCGCGGCGGGCUUGCUCGGCCUGCUGCUGCUCUGCGUCCGCACCCGGGACGUCCAGGAGCCGUCCGGCCUCAAGUAUGGCAUCGUCCUGGACGCAGGCUCCUCGCACACGUCCAUGUUUGUGUACAAGUGGCUGGCGCACAAGGAGAACAACACCGGCAUUGUGGGUCAGCACAGCUCCUGUGAUGUCCGUGGUGGGGGCAUCUCCAGCUAUGAACACAACCCCUCCCGGGCUGGCCAGAGCCUCAGAGAAUGCCUGGACCAGGCACUACAGGAUGUGCCCAAAGAGAGCCACUCGGGCACACCUCUCUACCUGGGAGCCACCGCGGGCAUGCGCCUGCUCCAGCUGACCAACCCCCAGGCCUCAGACAAAGUCCUGGCCGCUGUGACGCAGACCAUGAGUGAGUACCCCUUUGACUUUCGGGGUGCUCGUAUCCUCUUGGGCCAGGACGAGGGAGUCUUCGGCUGGGUCACCGUCAACUACCUGCUGGAGAACUUCAUCAAGUAUAACUGGGUGGGCCAGUGGUUUCAGUCCCCGAAGGAGACCCUGGGGGCCAUGGACCUGGGCGGCGCCUCCACACAGAUCACCUUUGAGAUAAACAGUGACGCCGAAGAUCCAGCCAGCCAGGCUCACCUGCAGCUCUAUGGCCGCCCUUACCACGUCUACACACACAGCUUCCUCUGCUAUGGCCGAGACCAGGUCCUCCGGAGGCUGCUGGCCAGAGUCCUCCAGGCCCAUGACACCCACCCCUGCUGGCCGAGGGGCUUCACCAGGGAGGUAUCCCUCCAGGAUGUGUACAGGCCCCCCUGCACAGAGGCCCAGGUGCCCCAGAUCCUGAGCGGGAGAACCAGCGUCAGCCUGGCGGGCAGCGGCAACUGGACUCUCUGCCAAAGCUUGGUGUCCAACCUCUUCAAUCAGUCCUCCUGCCCCUUCUCUCACUGCUCCUUCGACGGCGUCUUCCAGCCCCCCGUAGCCGGCAACUUCAUCGCCUUCUCCGCCUUCUUCUAUAUCAUAGACUUCCUGCACACUGUGAUGGGGUGGCCAGUGACAACCCUGCCCCAGCUGGAGUUGGCCUCCAAGUCUCUCUGCAGCCACACCUGGCAAGAGCUGCAGAAGCUGUCGCUAAAGAACAACUCACGCCUGGCUGAAUACUGUGCGGGGGCCCUAUACAUACAGUACCUGCUGAGCCGCGGCUAUGGCUUUAACGACCGCGCCUUCCGUGGCGUGGCCUUCCAGAAGGAGGUCCGUGACACGUCGGUGGGCUGGGCGCUGGGCUACAUGCUGAAUCUGACCAACAUGAUCCCCGCUGACCCGCCGAGGCUGCUCAAGAGCUCGGUCCUGGGGUCCUGGGUGGUCCUCUUGCUGCUCUUCUCCGCGUUGCUCCUGAGCGCGCUGGGGCUGCUGCUGCGCCAGACGCUCGCCUCCAAGACGUCCAACUUCAGCUAGUGGUCUCGGGACCGCCCCGUGUGUGUGUCUCCACCUGCAACUUGCUAUGGGCUGCGGGGUGGGUGUCAGAGGAGCUCAGCCUGCCCUUUCCAGCCCCUCCUUCUCCACUGUAACACGCCCCUCCCCAGGCUUAGCUGAGUCGCAGGCAUCUCCUCUUCCUGUGUGUGUGUGUGUGGUUCUGUGUCCCAACCUGUGAUGGUAGGAGGUAAGGUUUUAUUCUGAAAACCAGCACCCUGCACUCUGUAUUGGGGGAGGGUUAGGGUCCACAGGCUGGGAACCAGCCCAGAACCUGCUUGUAAAGUUUUGUAAUAAAUUUCUUUUCCUAUA